AUGGCUUUGGCUCUGCAGCGCGCCUCGCCCUUGGUUUCGGCAAAACCUAUGCUAUUACACUCGCCUGCGCUUACGAGAUCGGCCUCCACCAGCCGUCGUCCAUUACUUCGAAGACUGCUUGAUCUCCGACGGGGCAAAAACUCAGAUAUCAAGAAUCAUCGCAACCAUAGUCCGACCUUAACAGAUGAAGGCACCGAGCUCUUCAAUCUUGGUCGGGGGCUCGCGGCCAAAGCCUCAAAUGAAUUACGUCUUCGAUGCACAGAGUUCGACAAGAGUGGAAACGUCACCCUGGUGAAUGGAGAGUUUCGCAAGUCAGAACUAAUCGCCAAGUAUGGUCUUCUUCCGCGCGAUCUUCGCAAGAUUGACUCUUCCACGCUUCCUCAUAUUCUUGUCCGACCGAGCGCCAUUCUGAUCAAUCUACUCCAUCUACGUGUAUUGAUCAAGUCGGACCGCGUGCUUGUCUUUGACGCAUAUGGCUCGACUGACUCGUACAUGCAAUCUCUUUUCAUCUAUGAUCUCGAAGGGAAAUUACGUCAGAAGCAGUCUCAAGUUGCGCCGGCAGGCCAGGCGCUGCCCUAUGAGUUUCGCGCUCUGGAAGCCGUUCUCAUCAGCGUUACAACCGGCCUAGAGGAAGAGUUCAACGGGGUGAGGGAGCCUGUUGUCCGUGUCCUCCGUGCUUUGGAAGAGGACAUCGACCGAGACAAGCUGCGUCAUCUUUUGAUUUACUCCAAGAAGUUGGGUACAUUUGAGCAAAAGGCUCGCCUGGUGCGAGACGCCAUUGACGAUUUGCUCGAAGCGGAUGAUGACUUGGCUGCGAUGUAUCUUACCGAACGUGCGACCGGAAAAGAACGAGAGGAAGACAAUCAUCAGGAGGUGGAGAUGCUUCUUGAAUCGUACCACAAGGUCUGUGAUGAAAUUGUCCAGUCCAGUGGUAAUCUUGUCACCAACAUUAGAAACACCGAAGAAGUCGUGAAAGCAAUCCUCGACGCCAACCGAAAUUCUCUCAUGCUUCUUGACUUGAAAUUCAGCAUUGGAACACUCGGACUCGCUACAGGGACACUCUUUUCUGCGCUCUACGGUAUGAACUUGAAAAACUUUAUCGAGGAGUCCGACUUUGGAUUUGGCGGUGUCUCCGUGAUCUGCUUUGUUCUUACCGGUGUCGUCUGCGUGUACGGGCUCGCCAAACUGCGCAAGCUCCAGCGCGUUCGCAUGUGGGGAGAAUCCGGAGUCGGUGGCGGCUCCCUGGCCCAAAUUGCUCCACGACAGGGCAUUCUUAAUAGUCACCGCAAUUGGCGCGCAGACUCGAUCGAGCCUGUCUGGGGCAGCUUGCCAGGUGAGGCUCGAUCGGAGCGUAUCAGACGCCUUCGAGAAAACGCCGCUGUUGCCGCUGCGGCUUCUGCGGCAGCCGAGUCACGGUUAUCAUCAACCACUACUGCUUCUGCUUCCGCCUCCUCUUCUUCAUCUACUGCAUCCACUUCCUCCAGCCUUGGAAAAAGGCAUCCCUCUCCACACAACGCCGGCCAUGACAAGAGUUCCGGUUCCGCCGUCGACUCUGGUCUGAAUGGCAAGGUGUCUGCAUAA
Molecule: messenger RNA, 1581 nt
Organism: Penicillium oxalicum
Lineage: Eukaryota; Fungi; Ascomycota; Eurotiomycetes; Eurotiales; Aspergillaceae
Product: CorA family magnesium transporter
Exons: 3
Coding region: 1-1581 (526 amino acids)
Biological process (GO): mitochondrial magnesium ion transmembrane transport
Cellular component (GO): mitochondrial inner membrane
Molecular function (GO): magnesium ion transmembrane transporter activity
Source: RefSeq, a predicted model, not a curated record